AUGAGGGAUUAUCCUUCGGUGCCCAAUGUGUUCCGGGUGGCCUCAACGCACAGCAUCAAUAGCGAGAAUCCCUACAAUAACAUCCGUCCAGCGAACGCCAACUGCAACACCAUCGAAAGGCAGCCGCUGGCCAUCCACCAGUUGACCACCAGUGCAUCCAUUGAGCACAGUCACCCAUCGCAGCAGCAACAGAAGCAACAGCAGCAGCAGCAACAGUUGCUGCGCCCCCAACAGCAGCAGCAACACCAACCCCACUCGCCAUAUGCAACAUUGCCGCGGGGCCAGCGAUUUGCACCGCAGCAACAUCAGCAAACUGGCCUGAUCAACACGAUCUCGGGGAGCAUACCAGCCACGGGAUUUGGUUCUCUGGCCAGCAGUUUUAGUGAUCUGCAGCUGAACAACAUCACCAGCAUCAGCAAUCACACUAGCAACAUCACGAGCAACCACAACAACCGACGACAGCAGCAGCAGCAGCAGCAACAGCAUAGGCAGCAGCAACAGCAGCAGCGACAGGUGGCCUCUUUGAGUCGCCAUCAGACUGCCAAAGAGGUGCAGCAGCAACACCAACAGCUUCAGACACAGCAGCAACAUGUCCAGCGCCAGCAGCAACAUCGCCUGACUGGUGGUGUUGCUGGUGCUACCGAUCCGCAAUGUGACACCAGCAACAUAACCACCAUCAACGGGAGUUACCUGUGGCUCCUCACACCUGUUGCAGCCAGCAUAUCGGUGGCCAUUGUCAUCGCUGCUUUGGCAGGACCCCAGUGGCUCUUCACGGAGGAGAAGCUGCCCAACGCCAACUACAACGGGACGGCCAACUUCAAUGCCCUGGACGACGGCGCCUACAUCACCAAGUUCACCAAGUCCAGUCUCUGGAUAUUGUGCACCACGCUGUCAGGUGUUGACUCGUACAAUUGCGUUAAGAUCGACUACUUUCCCAAUGAGGGCUACCAACCGGAUCCACACGACUCAACAGCGGCAAUACCCUAUACGGUCACCAAGUCCUGCCCAAUUUUCCUGGCUGCCGGGGUCUUUUUGGUGAUCAGUUUUAUUGUUUUCCUGAUACCCACAUGCUCGCAUCAAAACAAUCUGUAUUAUUUCAGUGCCGGGAUUCUAUUUAUUGUUAGCGGACUCGUGAUGCUGAUCGGCCUGAUUGCCUAUAUAUCAAUACUGAAGGCGGAAAUCGGCUCCAAGUUGCGACCCCGCUCCACCCUCCAGCCCGCCCUCAUCAAGGUCUCCUACGGCCAGAGCUUCUUCCUCUUCGUCUUUGGAUUCAUCAUCACGGAAUUCGUCGGAGUCCUCAACAUUUUCCUCUUCAUCAAUUUGCAGGAGAUAAGAUACUAUAGUCGCCUGCCCUGCUUUAGUUUGGCAAUCAUCAAUGCCAAGUUGAAGGAAGGUCAGCAUCCGCUGAGCGAUUCCUACAAGCGAUACAAGCAACCUGGCACCAUCACCGCCAGCCAGGAGGGACUCAGCAGUGGAGGUCACCAGGGGCGUCAGGGUCACCAAGCGACGCACCACCCACAGCCGGCAGCGCAGCCAACACACGGAAUCCUGAGGAGCGCCAAUGCCCGACUCCACCAAGUCCACGAUGCGGCACGGGCUCACCCCGGGAAUGCCGCACUCAUGGGUCAUCCUGGACAGACGCAGACUCUGCCUGGAGCAUGUCGCAAACAUCCGAAUGCCGGAUCGAACUUAAACCUCUAUCUACACAACGACCUGGAGAGGCGUUUCUACUUUGAGAAGCCAGCGGUGUCCAAGUGCAAUCUGCACUCGCGCAGUUUCGCAAAGUCGCUGAAUGAGCUCUGCACGGAGGCGUCGGUGUCCACCGGUCCUGUUCCUGUUCCCGUUCCCUUUCCAGCUCCCGUUCCUCCCCUGCCUCUGCCCCUUCCCGCUCCCCUUCCCCUUCCGCUACCCCUUCCCAAUCCCGAUCCAAAUCCCCUUCCUGCUCCAGCUCUCUUCGCUGAUCUGCCCCAGGAAUUUCCACUCACCCGAUCGGUAUCCACUGCCACGGAGAUAUAUCCGGGUGCAACGGGGGCACCACCCUCCUCCCAGAUGAAACGCAAGCAGCAACGGAACAUGGCCACCAAUACGAACACCAAGAUAUCCAACCAUCCGCCAUCCAAGACGCAGCUGGAGGAUCAGCCGCGACUGUGUGGCCUGAAGCGGGGAUUGCGGAAGACCAAGGACGAGCUGUUCCAGGAGUUCUGCCGCCGGGCCGGAAUGCGUAGUAAGCCCAAGAACAUAUACUACAUCAGUGGCGGCGAGGAGGCGGAGGAGGAGGAGGAGGAGCACCAGGAGCAGGUGCAGCAGGCCAAGCGGGAGGAGCUCCAGGAGGUUCCCCAUCGCGACGAUGACGAUGACGCGGACGGGGAUGACAACGGCUUCCUCCGCUUGGAGGAGGAUCACCUCUAUGUGGUGGGAGACCACGCCCAGUUGGUGGUGCCGCGUCGCUCGUCCAUGUGCGUGGACUCCUUUGGCCAGCCCCUCCGGCGACUCAACUCCAACCUGUCGCUGCACACGGAUGGCAGCUAUCCGGGAGUGGGCGGCUAUCCGGGGAUGCGGAUGCCCUUUCCGCCGCCCGCCGAUCUCGACCAGAGUCGCACCCUGCCGCGCUGCUUCUUGCGGCAGUCGUCGGACUCCUUGGCCUCCCAGGGAUUCCCCUCCAGCGCCAGCCAGCAGAGGUUCUCCCAGUUGAUGCUGAACCAGCAGCAGCAGUUGCAGUUGCAGUCCCAGAACCGGUUCGUGUCCUCCACAUUGACCUUGCAACAGGCGGCGCCCAAGGGGCAGGUGCAGUGGCCCACGGCGAUUCCCUCGUCGCCGUCCAACUACUCCAAUAGCUACCAGCAGCAUCCCCAGCCGCUUUAUCCCACACCCACUUCGGCGGCCGGAGGAACUGGACAAGCUGGAGGAUCCGUCUCAGGUCCACCGAAAUUCCAGCGCGGACUCGCCUUCGACGAUCCGCAGAGGAGGACCAGUUUCGUGAGCGACGCCUUCGAUCUGGACGAGAUCGAGCGGGAGCGACGGCGCUCCCAUGCCAAUCUCUUCGGCAUCGGUCAGAAUAGGGACAUGACCAGGGAUCCCUACGACAUCAUCAAUGGCACCGCCGUCUAA
Drosophila rhopaloa is the source of this 3108-nucleotide messenger RNA. RefSeq lists its product as uncharacterized. The record is from RefSeq and is a predicted model, not a curated record. Lineage: Eukaryota; Metazoa; Arthropoda; Insecta; Diptera; Drosophilidae. Gene Ontology annotation, biological process: regulation of AMPA receptor activity; postsynaptic neurotransmitter receptor diffusion trapping; neurotransmitter receptor internalization. The transcript is spliced from 8 exons. Gene Ontology annotation, cellular component: postsynaptic density membrane; AMPA glutamate receptor complex. Gene Ontology annotation, molecular function: voltage-gated calcium channel activity; channel regulator activity. The coding region runs from base 1 to 3108 and encodes 1035 amino acids.